This is a messenger RNA of Homarus americanus (American lobster), 570 nucleotides long. RefSeq names its product pre-mRNA-splicing factor CWC25-like. The transcript has 2 exons. Lineage: Eukaryota; Metazoa; Arthropoda; Malacostraca; Decapoda; Nephropidae. The coding region runs from base 1 to 570 and encodes 189 amino acids. The record is from RefSeq and is a predicted model, not a curated record.
AUGACCCUGGAGAAGACACGUCCUGAAGACACGAAGAAGGAUCCUGAAGACACGAUCCAAAGGAAGAAGGAUCUGGAGAAGACACGGAAGAAGGAUUCCAAAUACACACGGAAUAAGGAAAUUGGAGAAGAUACGAAGAAGGAUUUCGAGGAAGACAUGGAAGAAAGAUCUGGGGAAGACUCAAAGAAGGAUCCUGAAGACAGGAAAGAAGGAUCUCAAAGACGCGAAGAAGGAUCAUGGGAAACACGGAAGAAGGAUUCUCGAGAAGACACGGUGAAGAUCCUGGAGAAGACACGGAAGAAGGAACUAGAGAAUUUAUUACGGCAGAAGUUGAACUUGGGAAGACAAUGCAGAAGGAUCCUAGGGAAGACACGGAAGAAGGAUCUCUGGGAAGUCACGCAAGAAGCAUCCUCGGAAGACACGGAAGAAGGAUCCUACAAGACACAAAGAAGGAAUGGGAAGACACGGCCAAAGGAUCCUGGGAAGAUUAGACGAAGGAAGUAUCCAAGAAGGAUCGUGGAGAAGACACGGAAGAAGGAUCCUGGAGAAGACAUCGAAGAAGGAUCUUAG